AUGAAAUUUUUCGUGGUUUUCCUAUCUGCCCUUGUGGUGGUUCUUGGACAGGGCGAAGAGGACGGAGUGUAUGCUGUCGAGGUUGGUAAUGUCGAGGAGGUGGGAGAUGUCCAACCUCAAAUCGUCUACGCUGAAGAGUCUCCAGCCGUUCGCGUUUUUGAUCCAGCAGAGCAACUAAAUGUUGGUUCACCUCAAGAAAGCGUUUACGCAGUGGAUGAUCAGCCUAUUGAUCGCCAGUUCGUUCCUCCUUCAUCAUUAUACAUACCACUCAUAAUGAGAGCUUGCACGAACGCUGCCUGUGCUAACAUUUGCAAUCUGCUUGGGUUCAAGAAAGGUGUCUGCAUUUCCACCACCACUUGCCAAUGUUCCAAUUAA
Messenger RNA from Spodoptera exigua (beet armyworm), 375 nucleotides. The record is from the annotation of a GenBank genome assembly. NCBI's taxonomy places the organism in Eukaryota, Metazoa, Arthropoda, Insecta, Lepidoptera, Noctuidae.